CACGUGAUUUUUGUCUCCGCCCAUAAAGACUUGCCCCUUUAGAUUCUAUUUCAAGAUGGCGUCCGGUGGUGGUUCUGAUUCAAGGGAUGGAGCUGUUAUGGAGGGUAUACUGAAAGAGAUGGGAGUCACUGAGUACGAGCCUAACGUGGUACACCAAAUGAUGGAACUGAGUUAUAGAUACAUUGUUAAUGUGUUAGAAGAUGCCAAGUUAUAUUCCGAAUAUGCUAACAAGACUGAGAUUGAUGAGAGUGACGUUAGACUAGCAAUACAGAACAGACUAGACCACUCCUUCACUGCCCCGCCCCCCAGAGAGUUUUUAAUUGAAGUUGCUCGUCAGAAAAAUGCGACGCCACUCCCACUUAUUCCAGAGAAGUUUGGGCCACGCCUUCCCCCAGAGCGUUAUUGUUUGACAGCUCAAAAUUAUAAACUGAAACACAAAAAGAAAGAAAUGCUGAACAAGCCUCAGUUGACAUUAUCUGCUACUUUUAAGACGACUUCAACUGGAGGAUUAACUAAACCACUCACCAGUCCACUGCUGCAAUCACUAGCUACACCAACUAAUCAAAAGUCACUCUCACUCACAAACAUGCCCAAGUUAUGAACUCUUAAUGUUUUCAUUGAAAUUAUACAAUUUAA
Messenger RNA from Amphimedon queenslandica, 636 nucleotides. RefSeq names its product transcription initiation factor TFIID subunit 9B-like. Bases 56 to 601 code for a protein of 181 amino acids. Gene Ontology annotation, cellular component: transcription factor TFIID complex; SAGA complex. Gene Ontology annotation, molecular function: protein heterodimerization activity; transcription coactivator activity; RNA polymerase II general transcription initiation factor activity. The transcript is spliced from 5 exons. Gene Ontology annotation, biological process: RNA polymerase II preinitiation complex assembly; DNA-templated transcription initiation. Lineage: Eukaryota; Metazoa; Porifera; Demospongiae; Haplosclerida; Niphatidae. The record is from RefSeq and is a predicted model, not a curated record.